Exserohilum turcica Et28A is the source of this 1164-nucleotide messenger RNA. RefSeq lists its product as uncharacterized. Lineage: Eukaryota; Fungi; Ascomycota; Dothideomycetes; Pleosporales; Pleosporaceae. The record is from RefSeq and is a predicted model, not a curated record. The transcript has 5 exons. Bases 1 to 1164 code for a protein of 387 amino acids.
AUGGCGCCAACAUCUUACCCCAUGGCUCUGUCCGUCUUGAUACCUCUGCCACUUGACAUUAUAUCCACCAUUCUGCGCUUCUGGAUACGCACAAAGAGGAAUGCUUGGGGCCCCGACGACUGGGCCAUGUUAAUCAACGUUCCCUUUUGGAGCGUCAGCACAAUCGCCACUCUGGGCAUGGCAUGGAGUGGCAUAGGCCAGUACGACGCUACACUGACGCCCGAGCAAUACACCAACUCACUAAGGUGGUUCUACAUUUUCCAAGAACCAUGGUGUUUUACCCUCAUCACCAUCAAAUGCAGCAUUGGGUUUGCCCUGAUCCGCAUUUCAACAAGCAAGAAGAGAAACUGGGACCCAAAGAUGCCAGGCAAAUGCAACGACCGCAGCAUCCAAACCGUCCUCUCGUACGCAGUGGUCGUGGUAUCCAUCUCGACAGACUGGGUUUUUGCCACGCUCCCCAUCUUCCUGCUCUGGAACGUGCAGCUAGACUGGCGCGUAAAAGGGUCUGUCAUGGCCAUGUUGGGACUGGGAAUCUUCGCCUCGAUUGCGCCCAUUGUGCGUCUAAAAUUCCUCAUCGGCCUCAACGACGCCUCGCGGCUCCUCGAGAACCUCUCCGACAUCCUCGCAUGGGCAUCUGCCGAAAUGAACGUGGGCAUGUUCGUCGCCAACCUACCAGCGUGCCAUCCGCUGCUCAAACACGCCAUCGCGCGCUUCUCCACAUGGACCGGCAACAGCGCAAGCGGGCGCUCAAACGACUUUUCGUCGGGCGGCUUCCGCUCCAAGAAACACUCUCCGCACGCGCGCGGCGCAUCCACCGGCGCAUCCAAGCAAUGGCUGGAGCUCGACGACAACCACCACCACCACGCGCACGGCGGCGACCUCGAAGCCGCCGCAAAAUCCAACAACACCACUGGCUCCGGAAACAAGUUCAUGACGGGCAAAACAAAGGACGUAGGCGUCGAAACUAAAAUCUACGGCGACCUCGAUGACUACAGCAAUAACAGCCAGGAGGACAUGGCCACCGAUGACGGCAGCCAGAAGCGAAUGGUCAUUACCAGUCGCUCGCCGCCGAGUAAUAGUGAUGGACUGCAUAUCAAUAUGCAGCGGGAUUUUGUAAUAGAAGUUAGUAAGCCGUUGAGUCGGCAGGCGAAUCAUCGUGUUUGA